Messenger RNA from Sardina pilchardus (European sardine), 2400 nucleotides. Its product is annotated as serine-rich adhesin for platelets. NCBI's taxonomy places the organism in Eukaryota, Metazoa, Chordata, Actinopteri, Clupeiformes, Clupeidae. Bases 110 to 1207 code for a protein of 365 amino acids. The record is from RefSeq and is a predicted model, not a curated record. The transcript has 9 exons.
AGACGAGACAUAAUCUAGCGUUGAGGUACACACAUCUGACAGCUUGCUCUACCCAUCUUUAAACAACAGACAGCAUUUAAAGAACUGAUUCUACAGAGCAAAACUAAAGAUGGCGUCAUCAGUGCAGUAUUCUAAAGGUGUGCUGGUCUUCCUAAUAUGCCAAGUGUGGCUUCCCUCAUUUGCGUCAAGUCAGUCAUCCACUGCGACAGCGACCUCACCUAUGUCCAUGGCAACAUCUUCUGUCUCCAUGUCGACUGAUUCACCACCGACAACAAAUGUAAUGAUGACAUCUUCAAUGGCGGCUAGCUCCUCAUCCUCCUCCAUGCCCAUGGCCUCAACAUCCACAGCCGCCACAACCACAGCUUCUAUGGCAAGUUCUACUGCAAUGUCUGCAUCAACUAGCAUGGCUUCCACAAGUACCGCGUCUGCCAUGACCACAGACAGCACCUCAAUGAGUUCAAUGAGCACCAGCUACCCUGGCAGCAGCACCAUGAUGCCCCCCAACAGCACGAUCUCCUGCCGGUCCUUCAACUGUGAUUCCAACUGUAAAUGGAUGUUUAUGAAUAUGAGCUCCAGCCCUUGCCCUUCCAAUUCCAACUACUGUGAGUUACGGAAAUUGAAUGACUCGAUGUACUCAGUGGGAUGUGUAGACUCCUGUGACCUCAACUCCAACGGCUGUGCAAACGACUCCCAGAUCAGCUGUGUGAAGGACUGCUGCAACACGACGGACUGCCUCAACUCCACCAUCCAGAGCAUGGAUCGCACCACAGAAACCACAGUUGCCCCGGCAACAACACCUGUUGUGAUGACUACCAUGCAGCCAACAAACCAACCGACCCAGCAAAACAAUGGGAUGAAAUGUAAAAUGAUGACCUGUACCGGGGCAGACUGCUACAAAAAUACUGAUGCACCGAUGAUGUGGUGUUACGGCCAAAACAAUUACUGUGCGUUAAAGAAGAGCACGGAUGGAUCGGUAAUCUCAUGGAUGGCUGGAUGCACCAGUGACUGCACCCAAGGGACUGCCUGUACGAGCUCGACGGACACUUGCUACCAGGAGUGCUGUGAAGCGUCGGCCAUGGGUGAUUGCCUUAAGCUCGAUGGCACAGUGGCCAUGCCCAACUCAGAGGCCAACAGAGCCAUAUUCUCUCCCUUGAUGUUGCUGGUCACCACCUUGAUGGCCUGGCUAGUCAUGGGUGACCAGCUGUAACAUCUUCUGAGGACAUAUGGCUUUCUGCUGCAGUUCAAGGAUAUAAGACUGACUCCUUUUCAUAGAAUGUGUGUGUCUGUGCCUGUGCCUGUGCGUGUGCGUGUGUGUGUGUCUGUGUCUGUGUGUGUGUUUGUGUCUGUGUCUGUGUGUGUGUUUGUGUCUGUGUCUGUGUCUGUGUCUGUGUGUGUGUGUGUGUGUGUGUGUGUGUGUGUGUGUGUGUGUGUGUGUGUGUGUGUGUGUGUGUGUGUGUGUGUGUGUGUGUGUCUGUGUCUGUGUCUGUGUCUGUGUGUGUGUCUGUGUGUGUGUGUGUGUGUGUGUGUGUGUGUGUCUUUGUGUGUGUAUUUCGAUUGUGCAUAUACGUAGAUUAACUGUUUGGGGAGUGGAUAUGGUCAUAUAUAUGAGUGUAUGCCCAUGUAUGUGAGAGCAUGUGUUUAUAUGCGUCUAUCUUUCUCUUUUUCUCAGUGUAGAUUAUAUUGGCAUUUCACCUCAUACCUCCUUGUCUACUCAAGGUCUUAGAUGCGUUCUUAUGAUCUUAGGCACGCUCAGCAUGUACAUUCCAGCUCACAAACAGGCGUCAGGCAUACUCCUCCUGGCUCAUAUUCCGUCAGUUUGGUUUCUCCCAUGUUCUAAGUGGGAAGAUGACAUGGUUCUCCUCAACAUAUAUAGGCGACUGAUAACAGAUAUUUAUUUUCAGUAUUUACAACAGUAAAUUAAAUUAUUUAACUAUUCCGUUUAAGACCCCCUACUGUCCCUAAUACUGUAAUAUGACAGGCCCGUGUCAAAGUGUCUAUUUAAUGCUGAUAUUUUAAUUUAACAAACUAACAAUGCAGACCCAAAGAUGAGAUGAUAUUAGAAUAUACUGUAUAUUAUUUGGCCUACUGUUGUUUACACCCCUGUUAUGUGACAGUGUACAUAGCUAUAUUCAUAGAGUAAGAUUGCUGCCAAAAAGGAAAUGUUUUUGCACUUUAUGCAUACAAAUAACAAUGACAGAUUUAUUAUUCUUGUUGAAAUGAAAGAUCUUGAUAAUGGAAUCAUUUUUUUUUCUUUUAAUUAUUGAUAUGAUAUGAAGUGCUAGCAAACAGAACAGUCUCCACAGAUAACUUAUACCAAUAUCUCUCCAUGUGAAAUGAGCAGAAUUGUAAUACACAUAUCACCAUUAUAUAUGGCAAUGUUUAGAAACUAUUCUUUUGAAA